AUGACAAUUCAGGAGGCUUGUGUUCUGGCUCAAACUCUCACUAACAAUAUCAUAUUCAAAGCUUUGAUUAUAUACAAAUUAUUCCUCUGUAUAGUUGCUUCACUAGUGACUUCUUAUGUAAUUGUUAGUAAGGGAACCAAAUGGCUCGUCAAUCCAAAUGCACGGGUAAUCUAUGCUUUUCAUAUGCUUUUUGUUUUUAUUCUACCAUUCUCACUCAUAUUCCCUUAUUCCUACGAUGUUUACAGAAUAUUCAUACUCGAAUCAGAAGAUCCCUGUGCUUACGCAAUUCCUUCGCUUCUUGCCAUGCACGCUCGUAUGCCGUCCGUUUUCGCCAUGAACGUUCAAGCGUUCACCUUACUAGCUUUAAGUAUUGAAAGAUUAGUGUCAACCAUUUAUCCUUUCAAGUAUGAAUCCGUGAAAAAUUCCAAAUUAGGCAUAGCUCUGAGCAUUCUAUCUAUUGUUGGCGGGUUCGGCUGCAGCUAUGCUAUUCUUCUGCCAGGUGUUGAUCACUACAAGAUGUUACCAAAUUUCACAGUGCGUAGAGUCGAAAAAAGCGCUGAGUUCCAAAUUCAUACGAUGGCAGAGUUCAUAGUCCAAGUUACUGCCAUAGUAAUUUACAUGGGAUCAUUUUAUCGAAACAAUCAACAGCAUAAGCUUUAUGUUAGUAAUAAAAAUGCUCAGUUAGGAGCUCGUUAUCAGGUUUCGAAACAUGCUUUCCUUUUUCUCAUGAAUACGUUUGAAGGUUGUUGA
Auanema sp. JU1783 is the source of this 750-nucleotide messenger RNA. The record is from the annotation of a GenBank genome assembly. Lineage: Eukaryota; Metazoa; Nematoda; Chromadorea; Rhabditida; Rhabditidae.